GCCUAGGAGCCCGAGUGAAGCGCGAGUUAUGGAGCCCCCCAGCUGCAUCCAGGACGAGCCGUUCCCGCACCCCUUGGAGCCCGAGCCGAGCGCCCCGGCGCAGCCGGGCCCCGGGAAGCCGGGCGACAAGAUGUUCCGGCUGUGGUACGUGGGUGGGUCGUGCCUGGACCGCAGGACCACGCUGCCCAUGUUGCCCUGGCUCAUGGCCGAGAUCCGUCGGCGCAGCCAGAAGCCCGAGGCGGGCGGCUGCGGGGCGCCCGCACCCCGCGAGGUGCUCCUGGUGCUCAGCGCGCCCUUUCUCCGCUGCGUCCCCGCGCCGGGUGCCGGGGCGGCGGGGGGCCCGGGCCCCGCGGCCGCGCAGCCCAGCUCGGCGGUGUUCAUCUUCGAGCACAAGGCGCAGCACAUUUCGCGUUUCAUCCACAACAGCCACGACCUCACCUACUUUGCCUACCUGAUCAAGGCGCAGCCCGAGGACCCCGAGUCGCAGAUGGCCUGCCACGUUUUCCGCGCCACAGACCCCAAUCAGGUUCCCGAUGUUAUCAGCAGCAUAAGGCAGUUGUCUAAAGCUGCCAUGAAAGAGGAUGCCAAGCCCAGCAAAGACAAUGAGGACGCCUUCUACAACUCCCAGAAGUUCGAAGUCCUGUACUGCGGGAAGGUGACCGUGACCCACAAGAAGGCCCCGUCCAGCCUCAUCGACGACUGCAUCGAGAAGUUCAGCCUGCACGAGCAGCAGCGCCUCCGGGGCCAGGGCGAGCACGGCCCUGACGCCGCCAACCACCGGGCCGUCUUCGAGGUGGAGGGGCCCAGCUCCCCCGCAGACAUUCUGUUGGAGGAAGACGAUGACAUCCCCGACACCCACCCUGCCUUACCAGCCGUGGCCAGCCAGCCUGCGCUGGCCAGCUCUCGAGGUUGCUUCCCAGAGCGGAUUUUGGAGGAUUCUGUCUUUGAUGACCCGCAGGAGUUCCGCUCCCGGUGCAGCAGCGUCACCGGCCUGCAAAGGAAAGUCCCAGAGAACAGCCACAAACCACAGCCACGAAGGCGACAUGCCAGCGCGCCCAGCCACGUGCAGCCCUCGGACUCGGAGAAGAACAGAACCAUGCUGUUUCAGGUUGGGCGGUUUGAGAUCAACCUUAUCAGUCCAGACACUAAAUCAGUUGUGCUGGAAAAGAAUUUUAAAGACAUCUCUUCCUGUUCGCAGGGUAUAAAGCAUGUGGACCACUUUGGCUUUAUCUGUCGGGAGUCCCCAGAGCCUGGGCUGAGCCAGUACAUCUGUUACGUGUUCCAGUGUGCCAGUGAAUCUCUGGUGGAUGAGGUAAUGCUGACUCUGAAACAGGCUUUCAGCACAGCGGCCGCCCUCCAGAGUGCCAAGACCCAGAUCAAGCUGUGCGAGGCCUGCCCCAUGCACUCUUUGCAUAAGCUCUGUGAAAGGAUUGAAGGUCUCUACCCGCCAAGAGCCAAGCUGGUGAUUCAGAGGCAUCUCUCAUCCCUGACGGAUAAUGAGCAAGCGGACAUCUUUGAACGAGUCCAGAAAAUGAAGCCAGUCAGCGACCAGGAGGAAAAUGAACUUGUGAUUUUGCACCUGAGGCAGCUGUGUGAAGCCAAGCAGAAGACACACAUUCACAUCGGGGAAGGCCCGUCGACUUUUUCAAAUAGUACAAUCCCGGAAAAUGCGGCAAGCAGUGGAAGGUUCAAACUUGACGUUCUGAAAAAUAAAGCUAAGAGAUCUUUAACUAGCUCCCUGGAGAAUAUCUUUUCAAGGGGAGCUAACAGAAUGAGAGGGCGGCUUGGAAGUAUGGACAGCUUUGAACGGGCAAACAGUCUUGCUUCAGAGAAGGACUACUCACCCGGAGACUCUCCGCCAGGGACGCCCCCAGCCUCCCCACAGGCCUCAGGUUGGCAGACGUUCCCUGAAGAGGAUUCUGACUCCCCACAGUUUCGAAGACGGGCACACACGUUCAGCCACCCGCCUUCAAUCACCAAGAGAAAGCUGAAUUUGCAGGAUGGGAGGGCUCAUGGGAUGCGCUCCCCUCUCCUGAGGCAGAGCUCCAGCGAACAGUGCAGCAUUCUUCCAUCUGCUCGGCGCAUGCACAAGGAGAGUAACUCUUCCUCCAGCCUUCCAAGUCUGCACACUUCCUUCUCUGCCCCUUCCUUCACUGCCCCCUCUUUCCUGAAAGGCUUUUACCAGAAUUCAGGUAGACUGUCCCCACAGUAUGAAAAUGAAAUCAGACAGGACACUGCUUCAGAAUCAAGUGAUGGAGAGGGGAGAAAAAGGACCUCGUCUACUUGCAGCAAUGAUUCCCUGAAUGUUGGAGGAACCCCUGUCACUCCUCGCCGAAUCUCCUGGCGGCAGCGCAUCUUCCUCAGGGUUGCUUCUCCCAUGAACAAGUCUCCCUCAGCAAUGCAGCAGCAGGAUGGACUGGACAGGAAUGAGCUGCUGCCGCUGUCCCCUCUCGCUCCCACCAUGGAGGAGGAACCGGUGGUUAUAUUCAUGUCUGGGGGCGAUGACCCAGAAAAAGCUGAAGAAAGAAAAAAAUCAGAAGAAUUGAGGAGUUUGUGGAGAAAAGCUAUACACCAACAAAUUUUGUUGCUUCGAAUGGAAAAAGAAAACCAGAAACUGGAAGCAAGCAGAGAUGAACUCCAUUCCAGAAAAAUUAAAUUGGACUAUGAAGAAGUUGGUGUAUGCCAGAAGGAGAUCUUAAUAACCUGGGAUAAGAAGUUAUUGAACUGCAGAGGAAAAACAAAAUGUGAUAUGGAAGACAUUCAUACUUCUCUUAAAGAAGGUGUUCCCAAAAGCCGACGAGGAGAAAUCUGGCAGUUCCUAGCGGUGCAGUAUCGUCUGCGGCACCGAUUGCCCAAUAAGCAGCAACCUCCAGACACGUCCUAUAAGGAACUUCUGAAGCAGCUCACCGCCCAGCAGCAUGCGAUUCUCGUGGAUUUAGGAAGGACAUUUCCUACUCACCCUUACUUUUCAGCACAGCUUGGGGCAGGACAACUGUCACUCUUCAACCUCUUGAAAGCCUACUCCUUGCUGGACAAAGAAGUGGGUUACUGUCAGGGGAUCAGCUUUGUGGCUGGAGUCCUGCUUUUGCACAUGAGUGAAGAGCAAGCCUUUGAAAUGCUGAAGUUCCUCAUGUAUGACCUGGGCUUCCGCAAACAGUACAGACCCGACAUGAUGUCGCUGCAGAUUCAAAUGUACCAGCUGUCCAGACUCCUUCAUGACUAUCACAGAGAGCUCUACAAUCACCUGGAAGAAAAUGAAAUCAGCCCCAGUCUUUAUGCUGCCCCCUGGUUCCUCACACUGUUCGCCUCUCAAUUUCCAUUAGGAUUUGUAGCCAGAGUUUUUGAUAUUAUUUUUCUUCAGGGAACUGAAGUUAUAUUUAAGGUUGCACUCAGCCUGCUGAACAGCCAAGAAACACUUAUAAUGGAAUGUGAAAGCUUCGAAAAUAUUGUUGAAUUUCUUAAAAGCACGCUACCUGAUAUGAAUACAUCUGAAAUGGAAAAAAUUAUCACCCAGGUUUUUGAGAUGGACAUUUCUAAACAGUUGCAUGCCUAUGAGGUGGAGUACCAUGUGCUGCAGGAUGAGUUGCAGGAGUCGUCCUAUGCCUGCGAGGACAGUGAGCCCGUGGAGAAGCUGGAGAGGGCCAACAACCAACUGAAAAGGCAAAACAUGGACCUCCUAGAAAAACUGCAGAUAGCUCAUGCUAAAAUCCAGACCUUGGAAUCCAACCUGGAAAAUCUUUUGACCAGAGAGACCAAAAUGAAGUCUUUAGUCCGGACGCUGGAGCAGGAGAAGAUGGCUUAUCAGAAGACAGUGGAGCAGAUCCGGAAGCUGCUGCCUGCCGACGCUCUGGCCGACUGCGAGGCGCUGCUCAGAGAUCUGACCUGCAACCCCAACCAUAAAGCCAAGGCCGGGGGCAAGGCGUAGCCGGGGCUCGGAGGACGCUGCGGACAGUCUGUGAGCUGCGGGCUGUGCUGGGCAAGACACUGAGGGUGGGCCGCGUUCCGGCUGAGCCCCAGCCCCAGCCCCAGCCCCAGCCCCAGCCCCCGCCAGUGGGCCUCACUCUCACCAGAGUUUGCCAACCCUAAGCCAUUGGGCAUAGGCGGACUAAUUUCUGUUGUUGUAGACUAUGUACAUAUAGAAAAUGGACAUCAAGAAUUCACUCUUCGGGACAAAAGGAGGUCCAUGUAUAUUUAGAGCAAUUUUUAAAAUCAAAACUUCAUGAAAUCCACACCAAAGGGAAGUUAGGGUAAAGUUCCCCUUAGACACAUGCGAAAUCAUCUCAUCUUUGUAGUGAAACAAAGCUAGCGAAUCUUUGUCUAUUGAAAUAUACUUGAAAAAAAUGAAUGUAUUUUUUUCUCCAAAGAACAGCAUGUUUCACUCAGUAGUGUGUGUGUGUGUGGGGGGAAACAUUUGUGACUUGAUGUGUGUCUAUACCAGGAAGAUGACUGAUUGUCAGUCACGCUCCUGUGGUUUUUCCCAGGAAAAUUUUCGGGGACCUUUCUCCCCAGCCUGCUUUGUGCCAACUGGCAUGUUAGUCUACAUGCAUUUUGAGGCUGCUCGGGCAGCACCUUUGAUGUGCCUGAAAAGGCAAGGCUGAGUCUACCCGCCUGGAAGAGAAUUGUUGCUAAUUUUCUAGCAAAUUAGACCAGCAUUGUAACUCAAACUAAAAAUAUCAGGCCUCUGAGUUUUAACUUAGGACCUGAACAGUUUUCCCCCCUUUUUAUUUAAAUCACUCCCACAUUUGUCUCCUCUUUACUUGGUGCCACAGAGGUGACAGGAUUUGCCAUUUUCCCACCAAAAUAUGGGAGCUGUUACUUCUCUCUACCUUAAAUGAAGGACAAGGAAAUGCAAUCAAGGCUGGUUUGCUAAAGAUGACAGGCUAUGUUCAGACACUUUAUUUGGACAAUUGAUAGAAUGUAAUCAGCUCACAGUCAUCUCCCCCUUCCAUGUGAACAUGUGUGGGAACCGUGAAACGUAUAAAACAAGCUGAUGAAGUGUGUUGGAAGGAAAGGGGAAAGCGCAGAAAGCCCAUCUGAGACCCAUACCCCUGCGUUGGGGCACCCAGCUUUCACGGCCACGGACGGUGUAUUGGAAGACCUUCUGGUAUGGUAGGUGCUUGGAAGGGAAGCGACGUUUAAAGCACACAGGCAGUUCUCCGUUUCAGAGAAGAUUCUGUGACGGUGCCUCUGGAAGUAGGUGCCUUUUUGCCUUUCCAAACAGCAUUGAUCAUUACUGCUUUCUGCAGGACUAAUAUUAUCACGGAUGGUCUGGGAUAAUUCUCUUCGAAGGGAGUUUGGUAUAUACACAAGCUACACUGUAUCAUAGAGUAGAAGAGUCAAGCUCUAAAGGUUUUGGACAACCUUGAUGAGCAGAUGAAAAGCCCCCUCACACUGUUCCCCAGUAUAAUUGUACUGACUCCUGUUACCAAUCAGCAUAGCAUGCUCUCUAAUCCAGGCAGUUCCUUACAAGAAAAUGAAAUCUUAUUAGUCAAGGUAAUGUAAUUUCUAGGGUCUAGGAAAUGCUGAUUCUAUAUACCCCAUUCAAUUGGGGCCACCAACUGAUUUGCUGCUCAAUUUUCCCCAAAAUGUCUCUACUUGUAGGAGGUAUUUUUUUUUUCCUAUGAGGAAUAUGAAAAAUAUCCUUCUGUUACUCGCUGGUGAUGAAAAUUGCCUGAUGUGUGUGAGAGCCAAGGAAUCUUCAAGUUGGGAAGAGAAACUUUUGUUCAGUUCAAAGGAAAUUUUAUUCUGGAUGUUCAGAGGCAGCGACAUGAGUUGUAUUAUGGUGGUCAGAGACUAAGGUGUCUUGGAUACACUAUUUCUUUUGAAAAUGGAUUUCCUUUUCUUUUGUGAUUUUGUAAACGUUGCACCAAUUACGCUUCGUGCAUUGUUACAUCUUCAUCACGUCUGCAUCGGGUGUAUGUGAUGUCUAGUUCAUUUCCAAUAAAUACAUCGCUUCCGUU
Messenger RNA from Myotis daubentonii (Daubenton's bat), 5960 nucleotides. RefSeq names its product TBC1 domain family member 4 (gene TBC1D4). The record is from RefSeq and is a predicted model, not a curated record. Lineage: Eukaryota; Metazoa; Chordata; Mammalia; Chiroptera; Vespertilionidae.